Messenger RNA from Astyanax mexicanus (Mexican tetra), 2657 nucleotides. Its product is annotated as complement C1q tumor necrosis factor-related protein 6-like. NCBI's taxonomy places the organism in Eukaryota, Metazoa, Chordata, Actinopteri, Characiformes, Acestrorhamphidae. Gene Ontology annotation, molecular function: protein binding. The transcript is spliced from 3 exons. The record is from RefSeq and is a predicted model, not a curated record. The coding region runs from base 93 to 803 and encodes 236 amino acids.
GGCUGACUAAGAAAUUUUUCCCUUCUUUCUCUUUUUCUCUCUCAGCUGAGGACAACACAGCAGCUGGAAUCUCAGCAUCAACAGCUACAGACAUGCUGGAGUCUCUCCUGACCCCUCUCCUCUUCCUCCUGCCCCUGACCUGGUCUGUACCUCAGCCACCCUGCAGCCGCUGCUGUGAUGACCUCCCGCAGGCAGAGGAUGUCGGGCGGAACAUACCUGAAGUGCACACUUACAUCAACAUGACCAUCCUCAAAGGUGAUAAAGGUGAUAAGGGUGAUAAAGGGACACCAGGUAAGCCUGGUUUAGAAGGUCCUCCUGGACUUCAAGGCCCAGAGGGCCCCAAAGGCUCCAAGGGCCAAGCUGGACCUCCAGGUGACCCCUGCAAAUCAGAGCACUCAGCGUUUUCAGUAGGGCGGCGUAAGGCCCUCCACAGCGCCGACUAUUACCAAGCCCUAGUGUUUGACACCGUCUUCGUUAAUGUCCCUGAACACUUCGACAUGUUCUCAGGAAAGUUCAGCUGCCGUGUCCCAGGAAUCUACUUUUUCAACAUAAACAUCCACACAUGGAACUUCAAGGAGACCUACCUACACAUCAUGCAAAAUGAGGACGCACAAGUCAUCAUUUACGCCCAGCCUAGUGACCGCUCCAUCAUGCAAAGCCAGAGCAUUCUGCUAGCCCUCAAACUGGGAGACGAGGUGUGGAUUCGGCUUUACAAACGUGAGCGCGAGAAUGCCAUCUACAGCGACGAUGUGGAUAUCUACAUCACCUUCAACGGGUACCUCAUCAAGUCUGAUACAAAAUAAUAGGCAACACCUUGAAGGAACAUGGAGUUUUCAUGGUGUUAAAACAGGAGUUUUGUGAUAAGUCAGUCUUUUUUAACCCCAGGUUAACCCCAGGAUUUGUUUACCUCACCUGCAUUACCUUUAAAAGGCCCAUAAUCAAGAAAGGACUAUGGUGGGUAGACCAUGAGUUUAAUCUCACCAAACAAAGCAAGUGUACAAGUUGAGCCACUGAAUUUUGUACAGUAUAUGUAAGCAUACAAUUAUGGCGACCUCUUGUUUGUGCAUUAAUUUCCCACUUUUUCAACUCCACUGAUAACAUAGUUAUAUAGUUACAGACUGUUGUCCUGUGUCUGGUUAUCUGCAUAAUUUAUUAUUAACCUCCUUUCACCCUGUUCUACAGCAAUAGUCAGGACCACAAAGGAGAGACCACCACAGAGCAGCUAUUAUUAUUUGGUUGGUGGGACAAAAUUCUCAGCCCUGCAGUGGUUAGCACUGAUCAGCAUGUUGGUGGUGUAUAUAAGGUGUUAAUGUUGUUCUGGUACGAGUGGAUCAGAUACUGCUGCAGUGCUGCUGGAGUUUUUAAACACCUCAGUGUCCCUGCUGCACUGAUAAUAGUACACCUACAGUGUCCUGUGAACACUGAUGAAGAACUAGAGCACAACCAGAACUAGAGGCUAAUUUAAACUGUGCAGCAACAGAUUCAGAGCUUCUGUCUCUGACUUUACUGUAUUUACAUGGUGGAGCAGCUGUAGGUAGGAGUGUGUAAUAGAGUGGAGAACAGUGAGUGAUUAAACACAGUGUUUAAAAACUCCAGCAGCACUGCUGCAUAUGAUCCACUCGUACCAGAACACCACACACUAACACCUCAUUUACACCACUACCAUGCUGAUCAGUGUUACUCACUGCAGUGCUGAGAAUAAAUGACCCAACACCCAAAUAAUAAUAGCUGCUCUGUGGUGGUCUAAUCUGUGGGGUCCUGACAUAGAUGAACAGGGUGAAAGGAGGAUAAUAAUAAAGUAUGCAGAGACCCAGAUACAGGACUACAGUCUGUUAUUAUAAAAAUAAAAUUUUCUAUAUGAUCAGUGGAGAUGAAAAAAAAUGAUAAAAGUGGUUGUAAUGUUAUGUUAUGUAAACAUUAAGGGCACACGUGAUCGUCUCUGUUAGUGGGAAUGCCAUGUUAAAGCUGUGUAGGUUAACAUUUUUACUGUACAUUUGAACUAUAUUGUGACAAAAUAAGGUCCAGGCUGGCUACAACAAUUCAAACUUAGACUUUAAAGAAAAGAAAAAUCUACAUUUCCACUACACUAGCAAAAAUGUUCCACACCUUUGUUUUCUUUGGUUUCCAGUGAGAAUUCCACAGUUUCUGUUGCCCAGCACAAAUCUGUGGUUUCCUCAGUGAAAGCUCUGCAUGAAUGGCUGACUUUAUCGAGCACACCUGGAAAACAUCAGGGGCGAAAAACUGGAAAAUCUAGGUCAAAUGGUGGUCACCAGACGCAGAGCCCCAAUCUGGAAAUCUGGUUUCUUUUCUGCUUUGCAUAAAGUGGACAGAUCUGCACCCCUGGGACUGUAUAAAAAUCUGUUGACUUACAAUAGAAAAUACUUUUAGUUCAGCCAAUACUCAAAAAGCUGACUUUUUGUUCCAAAAGAGCUUAAUAUAAUCAAACAGAGAGAAUAUGAUCUCACAUCUUGCAACAUGCAGAGCAUCAUGUCUGCAUUAGGAGUUAUUUUAACUGAUAGAUAUACAGUUAAACAACAGUGUUCUAAAUGGGUAUGUUCUUUCUGUUUAAAUUUUUGCAGAAUGUGAAGGUGUCCUCUGAAUUUUGAAUAAGGAAGUACAAAUUGUGUAUAGGACAUUACAAUACAGGCAGCAAUACA